AUGUUGACAUUUACUACGCUCUCGACUUUGGCUCUUGCGGCUUUGACAGUCGCUGCGCCAGUCGAGUUAAAAACACGCACUACCUGUUACAGCGGUGUUUAUGUCAUUGGUGUUCGCGGCAGUGAAGAAGAUGCGGGAUUUGGCAGCACGGCUACCGUCGUCAACGACGUGUUAGAAGCUAUUCCGAGCUCUGGAAGCAUUGCCCUGGAUUAUCCCGCUUCUGUCGUUGAUCCGAUCUACAGCAGCUCCGUGACUGACGGCAUCAAAGCCCUGAUCACCUUGGUUCAAGACUAUGCCGAUGCUUGUGAAGGCAAGAUUGUGCUGGUGGGCUUCAGCCAAGGAGGAAAUGUCAUUACCGAUGCGCUUGCCGGUGGUGUCCUCAAGCCUACGCCGCUCACAGCGAGCUACGUGGAUCACAUCUCUGCCGUUACCGUCUUUGGAGACCCAACAUUUACACACGGACAAACCUUUGACGCUGGCACCGACACGAGCAGCGACGGGAUCUUCUCGCGCGGCCACUCCAGCCUUGAGCUACUGAACACAUAUGCAGACAAGAUCCAGAGCUACUGUGACGUAGGCGACGUCUACUGUGCGUCCGGCAGCGACACAACUGCUCAUCGUGAGGAGAUUCCCACUUGGGCCACUGCGGCUGAAACAUUUAUCGUUAGCAAAAGCACAUAA
Grosmannia clavigera kw1407 is the source of this 681-nucleotide messenger RNA. RefSeq names its product acetyl xylan esterase. Bases 1 to 681 code for a protein of 226 amino acids. The transcript has 3 exons. Gene Ontology annotation, molecular function: hydrolase activity. The record is from RefSeq and is a predicted model, not a curated record. NCBI's taxonomy places the organism in Eukaryota, Fungi, Ascomycota, Sordariomycetes, Ophiostomatales, Ophiostomataceae.